This is a messenger RNA of Aspergillus nomiae NRRL 13137, 1992 nucleotides long. RefSeq lists its product as uncharacterized. The record is from RefSeq and is a predicted model, not a curated record. The coding region runs from base 1 to 1992 and encodes 663 amino acids. The transcript has 2 exons. Lineage: Eukaryota; Fungi; Ascomycota; Eurotiomycetes; Eurotiales; Aspergillaceae.
AUGGACCAUGAAGAGGAGGCACCUCCGCCAUAUUCCGCCGUCGAUCCGCUGACUCGAAAUGCCAUUGCAUCGGCCGAAGUAAAUCGGGUCAUACUCCGUCUCCGAGGGGGAGAUGUCUCACUUGGUGAUGCUGCCUCAAGCGAUAGCUCCAGUUCCGUCGUACUUGCCUCCUCUCCGCCUACGCCCGCCAACUUCACUUCCGCCACCGCUUACUUCGUUGAACGCCCGGUCCCUACCAUUGACAAUGAACGGCCGAUCCUCGAGCACCACCUAACCAUCUACCCGCGGAGUCAGUCCAAGGACUUUCCUCGUCGCCCUCGUUGCUGGGGUGCACGCACUGAGCACAUCAUCCAGCAGGACUGGGACAUGUUCUUGCGAUAUCUGUUUCCUCCCCAUCUCGGCCUCGCUUCCUCCUCCGAUCAACUACCUCCUCAGGUUAGGGCUCAGAUCCAACGAGAUCGCAAAGACCGCCCACAAGAGACAGACGAGCAGCGUCGGAUGCGAAUAUCGGCUGUGAUCACUGAAUGGAACCAAUACUUCUUCGAACCCCGCGCAACUUGCAUCACGUUUUCCUACAUCACCGACGCACAAAAUGCACCGGCAUCUCCUCUUUGUCCUAGAUGCUACCCUGCUGCCACCCGGGUCUCGCAGGAGAAUCGGACAGCGGUGACGGUGCGGCCUACUCCAUCUUUAACUCCGAGACAACCCAUGUCCCCGCUAUCACCUCCAGCAAGCAAUCGCCACUCUCCUGCGCCUUACGCAUACCCGAGUCCACAGCAUCCGCCACUGCCUCCUACUCCACAUACACCUUACGGUGCUCCUCAAUACUAUCAUCCUCCACCUCCUCACCAUGCUACAUACCCUUAUUCUCCCCAACCACAUAUAGCCUAUCAACACAACGCUUCUUGGAACUGGAAUGCUCGGCCUUGGCCCCCUCCGCAGCAAAACUCGAGUUCUAAAAGUGGACCACUGGGCUGGAUAUCGUCGCUCGCUUCCCAGGCCCAGAAGUAUGGAGAUCAGAUCAGUGCGCAAGCCUCACAUUAUGGCCGACAGGUAGAAGAGCACGCCAUGGCGCAUGGUCGGUGGAUAGAAGAACAGGCUAGCCUCCAAGGGCGAAAGAUGGAAGAUGUUUUCACCGGCCUGGUCAGCCGACCCCGCAACGAAUGGCCCGCCACUGAUGCUCGCGGCCAGGUUUACUAUCCAAACGGGUAUAACUAUCCUUAUACGCCUGCUAUCAACGCUGUCGAGCCCGUCAAACCUAUUGAGCCCGCGGCCACACUACCUGUCCAACGUAUCCGUAGGUUAUCCACUGGUUCGGCCUCCUCUGACUCGUCAUUGGAAUCGAUUGACUCGUUAUCCACCACCUCGGAGCUGAGCACAUCCGAUCUGGCUACGGUUCGGGCGCAGCUCUUGUCGCUCGAAGACCACCAUGACCGGGAUUUGCAUGAAGCUGCGGUAGGGCUGCGACGGCAGCUCACCGUUUUGCAGGAGUCUCGCCGUCGGGACCGGCUCGCCGGACGCAAUUGGCGGCAGGGGUGGGGCCAGUACCCACAACAGCAUGGCUACGGACGCGGCUGGGGUGGACGAUGGGAAUCGCCACAGCAACAUGAACAAAGUGCCGCUGAGAAACGGGCCCUGAAAGAGGAGACGCGGGCCACGCGGAAGGCCUUCCGGGAUAUCGAAGGUCCUCCGCCGGAGUCCAGUCUCGAGCAACAGGUGCAGAAUCUGGACCUCGACCAUAACCGCGAGAGCCAAUCGACGGUCCAAUCUUUCACAUCCAUCCCUUCGCCAGCACGGUCCGUUGCCGAGAUUAGCGUGAUCAGUACCCCUAGCACUGUGUCUUCACAUCAUCUUCUGGAAGAUGAGCCGCCAAGUAGUGGCAAAGAAAACCAAAAACAGGCCGAUACGGGCAAACAAAGCCCGAAGGAAGCGGAGAAGAUCAAACGCAAGGAGGUGCCGGGGCUAGAAGAGAAAGGCAAAAAGUCUGGUUGA